AUGUCUUAUUACAACAACUACCACCAUCAACCAACAGCGCCUACAGCUUCACUUCCGCACAACCACCAUGGCGGUCGGAAUCGGAGAGCACCUAGAUUAUCUGUAUCGCAGAACUCUCAAAAACAGUUUCGCGGUGUAAGGAGCAUGAAAGAGUUGAGCGAAUCCGCCUCCGUAUCUGCCUUCCGAUCACAAUUCGAAGCUAGCCGCUCGUUCGACCUGGAAGAUGAUAUGGAGUUCUGCCCCAAGUUGUUGACAGAGACUGAUCUUGUAUCAAUAAGCAGCGCCUCUUCCGACCGUUCAUCAUUGUCCAGCAACUCACCUAACUCAUCUCCCACACAACACCCGCAACAAAUCGCAUCUAACUUUUCUCUCAACUCCACCUCUCCGGCUUUCAUUCCUCCUAGUUACCACAGUCAGCAGUCGAGCCUAAAGUUGCACGCACCCGCCGCUACCCGGGCGCGUAACGCAAUUCCUAUCAUCAACCCCGCUAAUGGCUUAACUAUGUCGAGCCCGCCCCCAUCCGUCUCACCUGCCAGGAUGCAACAUAUCAGCAGACGAUGGUAG
Molecule: messenger RNA, 564 nt
Organism: Annulohypoxylon maeteangense
Lineage: Eukaryota; Fungi; Ascomycota; Sordariomycetes; Xylariales; Hypoxylaceae
Exons: 2
Coding region: 1-564 (187 amino acids)
Source: RefSeq, a predicted model, not a curated record